Molecule: messenger RNA, 542 nt
Organism: Chelonoidis abingdonii (Abingdon island giant tortoise)
Lineage: Eukaryota; Metazoa; Chordata; Testudines; Testudinidae
Product: 5-oxoprolinase-like
Biological process (GO): glutathione metabolic process
Cellular component (GO): cytosol
Molecular function (GO): 5-oxoprolinase (ATP-hydrolyzing) activity
Source: RefSeq, a predicted model, not a curated record
GUCUCAGAUCUGCACGGAGCCCUUCCUGCACCUGCGCUACGAGCGCACGGACUGCAACCUCAUGUGCUCGGCCAAGGGGCACCCGGCCACGUCCGAUUCCUGCCGGGCCGGGGACUUCCGCGCCGCCUUCUCCAGCAGGUACCUGAAGGAGUUUGGCUUCACCAUCCCUGGGCGCCCUGUGAUGGUGGAUGACGUGCGUGUGCGAGGCAUUGGCAGCACCGGGAUUGGCCAGGACGAGCCAGUCGCGGCCAGUGGCAGACCUGCCCGCGUGGAGAUGGUGACCCGCUGCUAUUUCACUGAUGGCUACCUGGACACCUGUGUGUACCUGCUGGAGAAUCUGUCCUGGGACCACUCCAUCCCUGGCCCCAGCAUCAUCAUUGAUAAGAACAGCACCAUCCUCAUUGAGCCGGGCUGCACAGCCUCCAUCACCCGCCACGGGGACAUCAGCAUUGCCCUGGGCUCCGAGAAGCAGGGCCCCAUCAGCACCCAGCUCGACACCAUCCAGCUCUCUAUCUUCUCCCACCGCUUCAUGGGCAUUGCAG